AUGCGGAAGAUCGUUAACGCAGGGCUCUGCCGAUUGCUGCCAUUAAAUAGAACUGUCCACACGCUCACAGAGCGAUGGGCGGAGGUGGAAGACAGCAGUUCAGAAACGCAGAGACUCUUGGGCAGCCAGUGUGGGGACGUGCUCUACCCGACACUGGAGGGGAGCGCCUGCCGACCGCCCCGGGAGGCGUGGUUUUAUCCAUCAGACGGUCGAGUUCUGUGUGAGGCCGAGACCAAGGAGGAGGCGGCCGUUGCUGGGGAGAACGCUGCUGAGAAGGAGCGCGGGCAGGGGGGAGGCCCGAAGGAGCCAGAAGGGAACAGCAGAGGCUGUGCCGCGGCCGCGAAGAGCGAGAAGGAGCAGAGCCACCAGAGCGCCGCCCCGCAGGAAGUCACGGCCAGCCCGCCGAGCCCCAGAGAAGGCGUCACGGUGUACUUCCACGCCAUCCUCUCCAAAGACUUUGAUUUCAACCCCGACCGCCAUACGUUGUUUGUCCUCGGGGGAGGGGAGCUUGGGCAGCCAGAAUGGAGGAGGAGUGUCUGCAAGCUGCACUGCACCAGGCACCUGCCCGAGGAGGGCUGGCUGGUCGAGGGCAGCACCGUCAUUUCCAGGCGGCACCUGGACAUACCCAUCCCUUACAAGUACGUCGUUGGGCACGACAAGGGCUCUGGGGAGUACGAGUUCAUCUACAAGAUCCCGCAGAGGCAGGGCGAGCACGUCAACCGCUGCCUGUGCAUAAAAUCUUCACUCCUGGGCACAGGAGAGUGGCAUCAGUACGAUGACAUAAUUUGUAUGAGGCCUCCUGGGACGUUCCAGAGAGUCCUGAACCACAUAACAGAUGGGACGAGGAGGUCGCUGGUGAAAGGGAAGCAGCGGGCCGCCACCGUGAUGCUGGACAGCAUCUUCAGCGUCCUCCAGACCUGGGAUGCCAUCAACUUAAACAGCUUCUUCACCCAGUUCCAGCAGUUUUACUCUGUCGUCCGAGCGCCCAUGAUCUACGAAGGACGCGCACAGCUGUGGAGCGAUUUGCGCUAUGGAGAGAAAGAGGUGAAGAAGGACUUGUGGGAGUAUUUGAAAAAGCAAAUGGACUCAUUUCUGGACGGGUCGGGGGACUCUCUGCCUGACGGCUGCCCGGUGAGGAGCAGACUGAGAAUGGGCCUGAUCGUGCUUUUCUCGGUGGAAAAGUUCGGCUUGCCCAUGUCAGAAGAUGACCUGGACUUGCUGUGUCGCAUGCUUGUCCCGGACGCCAGCUCACCGCACGACCUUCACGACGACCUCAGCCACAUCCUCAGGACAGCUCAGAGCUGGCGCCAGUACCUGGUGGCCCUGUGCCACUCGUGCGUCGACAAGCGGCUGUUCCGCUGGCUGGGCACGCUGCCCGUGCUGCACCACUGUGCGAAGCCGUCCCCUGGAGGGAAGGACACUGGGAGUCGGCCUGAGGACACCUGGGCAGCCCUCGAGGGUCUCUCCUUCUCGCAGUUCCGGGAGAAAAUGGCGUGCCGGAGCGAACCACUUCAGUUUAUGGUAGGGAAGAGGCAUUUGCUGAAUGUAGACGAAUAUCUCUUCCGAUCCUGGUUUAGCCUGCUGCCUCUGAGUGACUUGGCUCAGUAUAUGAAGAGCUUUGUUGAAUACCUGGGCCAUUUUCCUGCUGGUGUCCUGGACCUUCUUCUGGGGACUUACUUCCGGCUGCGAGGACUUACGGAAAUCUCUCACCGAAAUCUGGAGGAUGUUGAAAGUGUUUUAAAGAUGCUGUUGCACCUCCUGGGCGCUUACCACCACAACAUUCCCGAGGAGACCUUGUCACAGUCCUACCCGGCCGUGUGCCUGAGGCUGCACGAGGCCGUCUGCAGCGUCACCAAGAUCCGGGGCUUUUAUGAGAUUCCCGCCUUGUCGGCCGAGAUCGUCCGCACUGUUGUCGCUCUUCAGCCCGCCGUGGACUCAGGAGGACGCGGGAAGGAAGCCAGGAAGAGUUCGGUUCCGACACUCUCCCAGGGGACUCUGGCUGCUACUAGAGCUUGGCUCCACAGAAUUCUUAAGAAGAACAUGUUCCAGGAGACACGUUCAUCUGUCUCACUCACUUAUUCCGAGGAAAUCCAGGUCUGGCGGCGGCUGGUGGAAAUAGACUUCCCCGCGGAGCACGGUUGGAAGGAGUCGUUGCUGGGAGACUUGGAAGGGCGGCUCAAACAGGAGAGGCCCCUCUUGCAGAUCCGGGCCUACUGCAGCUCCCGCUGGGACUCCGCGGGCUCAGAGGACGCUGUGGCCAAGACCUUUGAGAAGUGUGUCAUUGAAGCCGUGAGCUCAGCCUGCCAGUCACAGAGGAGUAUCCUUGAGGGAGUCUCUUACCACGAUUUGCAGAAAUUCGGCACCCUUGUGUCUGCCGUGAUCACCAAGUCCUGGCCUAGAGACAGAGGGAAGGCCGUGGAUGACCUGGAUGAAAUUUUUAAGCACCUGCUCACGUGGCCGGAUGUGAAGCAUCUUUUCAGACUGUGUGGAACUGAUGAGAAAAUAUUAGCAAAUAUCACAGACGAAGGCAAGAAGCUGAUGGCUACUGCUAACUCUGUGUUGACAAAAGUUGCUGGUGACCUGCUAAACGGGACGAUCCUCAUCGGGCAGCUGGAGCUGAUUAUGAAGCACGAGACUCAGUUUCUUGACAUCUGGCAACUAAAGGAAAAAUGUCUUUCAUCCCAGGAGAAAUUAGCUGAUAUGAAGAAAGUGCUGGAUUGGAGAAAGGAAGAACUAGAUUUUCUAAAGAAGGAGGAAAGUUACGUUGACGGCCUGCUGAAGCUGUGCGAGAGUGUGAAGCACCUGGUGCAAGUGGACUUUGGAGAGGUUGCAACAAGACACUCAGAGGACCUGAGCAGUAAAAGGUUAAAUGAAGCCGUGACAGUGAGACUGCCCACCUCCUCGGACCAGCCGAUGACAAUACACUACCACUUGAGCCCCCAGGUCCAAGAAAUGGCUGAAAAGGUAGAUUUGCUGAAAGACAGCCACAUCUUCCAGAUCUUCUGGAAGGAAGCCGCAGAGUGGUUGAGUGAUCCUGAAGAAGAAUCAGAAAGGCAAAUACUGCAGCUCGAAGAGGCGUAUGGUCAUCUAUAUCAGCCUUCUUACGAAAAGUUCCUUGUACUUUAUGAGGACCUGAAGUCAGGAGAGGUCACCUUUGCAGAAAUCAAUGUCCUCUUCAAGGACUUUGUGAAUAAGUACAGUGAACUGACGACAGAGCUCCACAUCAUGGGUGCUGUGGACAGCCAGAGCCCACGGGACUGGAUCCGGGAGCGGGUUGGGCAGAUCAGGGAGUACCAUAACCUGCACCAGGCUGUCAGCGCGGCCACGGUUAUCUCGCAGGUCAAAGAGGAUCUGGGACUGACUGGUGACUUCAGUGUUCUUUGCACUUUACUACGUUUUACUGACAACUUUGAGGACUUCCGCCACGAGAAACUGGUCCAGAUCAGCCCGCAACUUAUCCAGGCCAAGAAGAUGCUGCAGGACAUGAGCGCGGCCCGGUGCCGGUGUCUGCAGGCGCUGUCCGGGAGGAAGGAGUUCAUCAGCUGGGUGCGGGAGGCACUGGGAGGCAUCAACGAGCUGAAGGUGUUCGUGGACCUGGCUUCCAUCUCGGCGGGCGAGAACGACAUAGACGUGGACCGGGUGGCCUGUUUCCACGACGCCGUGCAGGGCUACGCCCCCCUGCUGUACAAGCUGGACGCCAGGGCAGGGUUCGGCGCGUUCAUGGAGCACCUGGCAGAACUGUGGAAGGCUCUGGACAUCGACCAGCACCUGCCCAAUAAACUGAGUGACUCUGCCAGGAACUUGGAGUGGCUGAAAACAGUGAAGGACAGUCAUGGGUCUGUAGAACUCUCGUCCCUGUCCCUGGCCACCGCGAUCAACAGCAGAGGCAUCUAUGUGAUCGAGGCACCCACAGGUGGCCGAAAGGUUUCCCCGGACGCGGUUCUGCGCCUGGUCCUCCCCGAGGGCCACGGUGGCCACGAGGAGACGCGGGGCUACUCUUUGGAAGAGCUGAAGGAGCUCUUGAACAAGCUGAUGCUGAUGUCUGGCAAGAAGGAUCACAGCAACACUGAGGUGGACAGGUUUUCUGAGGUGUUCUGCAGCGUGCAGAGGCUCGUCCAGGCCUUCCUGGACCUCUACCGUGCCGGGAACAUGCUGUUCAGGAGCUGGACCGCCGAGAUCCACUGCUCGCCCCGGAGCGGCAUCUCCGUCCGCAUGGACUUCGGCCUGGGGCUGGUGAACCAGCUGACGGGGAGCGGGGACGUCACUGGGCUGCUGGAAGCCGUCUGCAGGCAGAUGGAGCACUUCCUGGAACGCUGGGAGAGGUUCGUGACGGAGAAGCGCACGGAGCACUUUCACCUCAACUUCUACACGGCGGAGCAGCUGGUUUACCUGAGCACGGAGCUCAAGAAGGAGGCGCCCAGCGAAGCUGCCCUAACCAUGCUGUCCUUCAUCAAAGGCCGCUGCACCCCGAGGGACGUCUUAAUGGCCUCCGAGGGGCAGGACGAGGAGGCCGCCAGGUACCGCGUGCGCAGAGUGGUUAAGGAGGUGCAGCGGGUGCUCUCCAAGUCCAGCCUGGAGGACAAGCUGCAGGCCAUCAUGGAAAAGUCCACGGGCUGCCUGAGUGCCUUCCUGCCCGACUGCCUGGACCUGGAGGCGCUGGGCCGCUGUCUGGCUUGCCUGGCGGAGAUGGGCGGGCCCCUCCCGGAGCGGGACCUCCCCAGAGGCCUGCACGUCGGCCAGCCCAACCUCGUGGUCUGCGGCCACUCGGAGGUGCUGCCGGCUGCCCUGGCCGUCUACAUGCAGGCGCCGGACCAGCCCCUCCCCACCUACGACGAGGUGCUGGUCUGCACCCCGGGGACCACGUCCGAGGAGGUGGCGCUGCUCCUUCGCCGCUGCCUCUUCCCGGGCUCCCGCGGGCGCAAGGUCUACAGCCUGCUGUUCGCAGACCAGCUGAGCUACGAGGUGGCCUGCCAGGCGGAGGAGCUGCUCCAGCGCCUGCGCACUCAGCCCCACCGGGAGGACUACCAGCUGGUGCUGGUGUGCGACUGUGACCGGGAGCACUGCUACCUGCCCUCGGCCUUCAGCCAGCACAAGGUCCUCGUCACGCCCCAGGCUCCCCUCGAGGCCAUCCAGGACUACCUGGCACGUCACUACCGGGUCCCAGAGCAGAGCCAGUCGGCGGCGGCCGCGUUCCAGGACCGGAUGUGUGUUGGGAUCGUGGCCUCGGAGAGAGCCGGUGUCGGCAAGUCUCUCUAUGUGAAGAGAUUGCAUGACAGACUGAAGCUGAUGUUAAAGAGCAGGGAAGUGCCUCUGAAAACCAUUCGACUCAUCGACCCUCAGGUGGACGAGGGCCGCGUCCUGGGCUCCCUCCUGCCGUUCCUGGCCGCACGGUAUCAGGACAGACCCGUGAUAUUCCACGUGGACGUGACCUCUUCGGUGCGGACUGGAGUUUCGGUGUUUCUUUUCAAACUCCUCGUUUUACAGUACUUAAUGGACAUACAUGGGAAGAUGUGGCUCCGGAAGCCGUGCCAUUUAUAUGUCAUCGAAAUCCUGGAAGGGAAUUCCGUGCUGCCCAGGAGGUCUUCGAGGCCGGUCCGUUUCGUGGGGCAUUUUCUCGUGGUGUGGGAGGGUCUUCACUUCCUUCGGGGCCCACCACAGGGGUGA
Messenger RNA from Microcebus murinus (gray mouse lemur), 5664 nucleotides. The record is from RefSeq and is a predicted model, not a curated record. Lineage: Eukaryota; Metazoa; Chordata; Mammalia; Primates; Cheirogaleidae.